Molecule: messenger RNA, 6789 nt
Organism: Schistocerca serialis cubense
Lineage: Eukaryota; Metazoa; Arthropoda; Insecta; Orthoptera; Acrididae
Exons: 37
Coding region: 1-6789 (2262 amino acids)
Biological process (GO): positive regulation of DNA-templated transcription; chromatin remodeling; regulation of transcription by RNA polymerase II
Cellular component (GO): nBAF complex; nucleoplasm; brahma complex
Molecular function (GO): nucleosome binding; DNA binding
Source: RefSeq, a predicted model, not a curated record
AUGGGUCGGGCACGAUUGGGCCAGAAGGCGGAACUUUAUCUUACCUUAAUCGAUGAUUUGACAGAGUCCAGGACGCAUGGUAUUUCCGGGCGGGAGGUGAUUCGUACGUUAAUAAAUCAGGUAAAGCAGUUAACAAUGGACUUGGCAGAGACGUGUGGGCGCUCAGGGCACGUCCAGGGGCAGUGCCGUCAGUCACAACGUGAGAACUGUCGUGUGGUUGGGCACCACGGGAAGAACUGUACAAGCAAGGGGCGGAAUGGACGGGGGCGAAAUGUUCAAGCGUUAAAAGCAAACGGGAACCCCAUUCAAUAUCAAUGCUGCAGAACGUAUGUGGAGGCGGAAAGUGGCGUUGUGGGAGUGAAACCAGACAGCCUGUGCAAACUGUAUGAGAUGGAUGAGAACCACGAGCGACGCAUGUGGCUUGACAAACUGCUGCAGUUCAUGGAGGAGCGUGGAACACCUAUCUCAGCAUGUCCCACCAUCUCCAAGAAUCCUCUCGAUCUCUAUCGGUUGUAUGCUUACGUCAAGGAAAGAGGGGGCUUCAUGGAGGUCACAAAAAACAAAACCUGGAAAGACAUUGCAGGGCUUUUAGGCAUCGGAGCAUCCUCAAGUGCUGCAUAUACACUUCGGAAGCAUUACACGAAAAACCUUUUGGCCUUCGAAUGUCACUUUGACCGUGGAGGUAUAGACCCACAACCAAUUAUAAAUCAAGUGGAAUCUACUUCGAAGAAGAAGAUGACCAAGACAUCAUCAGUUCCAUCUCCAGGCUCAUCAAAUUCACAGGAUUCAUUUCCAGCAGCUGGUUCAAGUGGAGAAAAUAUUUUGAUAUUACAGUUAAGAGACUAUUUCCCAUAUCUUCUGAGGAGUCCAUAUCAAAAUACUAUGUCACAUGUAGAUAUCUGCUUCAGAUUGCUGGAUAAAUAUUUCUCCCCUGCUGAGGUAGACCAGCAAGUUCUGGCAGGAAUUGUUGCUUUUAUAUUUGUUAUUUUAGGAAUUCAGCAAGGCUAUCAAGGCCAGUCCGGGUACUCUCAGUAUCCGGAUCAGUAUCCCCAUAGUCGUGGACAACCAACGAAUAUGGGGCAGGAAUUCAAUCAGCAGUACUCUCCCAGCAGCUCAUAUCCACCUGCUCGGCCUAUGUAUCCUCCCUACGCUUCUGAGACUGAAAGGUUGGCUUCGAGUUCCUCAAAUAAUAGAAAAGAGAAGUACCACAGAUCUCUGAAAGGUAAACAUCCCUUAGUUGGAAACAACGAACCAGAGUGGUUCUUCCUGGAAAAUGUUUAUGUUUGGAGAAAGAAACUGCAGGGGAAUGAAAAAUGUGAACUCCACCACAACACAUUUAAGCUGUGUUGCUCUAAUGCUACUAAAUUCCAGUACGCACAGAGGAAAAUGAAAGGAUCACAUACGAGAUACUAUAUAGAAUAUGUGCAAAAGUAUACUGAAUGGAAACGUAUGAUUGAUAUGGAACUUUGUCUCAGAAUAAGGAUAUUAUCAGGGGGCCUUCAUUUGAUAGACAGAAUUGUAAAAUUUUUGGGAUUAAAAUACAUAAAGUGUGUUGAUAAGGCUUACAAUCCAAAGACGAAUCCAAUGUUGGAUCAAAAAUUUUUUAAUGUUAAACUCUUGCCUUUGUUUUUGCCUCUGAGCAGUAAUCUUGAUAGGUGUAUCUCAGAACAGGGAGCCACUGUAAAGUACAGGCAAACUAGGAAAACAGUCAGUGCCAUUUUGAUGAUGAUUUGUGAAAAUGAUGAAAUUGUCUGGUAUUUUGAGUCUGUAACAUACCAAGUUCAGAUAGCAGACAUAAUUUCAGUGGGACAGUUAUUCUGUUUGCUGAUCAACCCUGUGUUCACUAUGUUGUUUGUGACACCUUUUAGUUACAGAUUAUCAUGCCUGCAACCUUCGACCUUGCUCAAAGAACUUCUUGCAAUUUCUGCCAUCUCUCUCAUGUGUCUGUUAACAAACAUUUUAAAUCAUUUUGUGGAUGUUAUAUUUAUGAUUUUAGCAUCUAGAGAGCUCCACAACUCAGACAACAUACCACAAGAAAGUGUCUCUCCAUGGGGAUUUACACCUCUGUUGUCUGAUUACUUUGUUACACUCUAUAAAAUCAAGAUAAAAAGUACUAGCAGCACUGAUCAUAAAAAGUCCCGUUUUACAUACAACAGGCGUUUCCUUCCGCUUGGAAUUAUUUCAGCUCUUUUUCGGUUUUUGUUUGAUAGUGCUUUGCAGAAACUUGCUGUUUACCGUACAAGUAACAACUGGUGUUACAUCUUUAUUUGUACAGAAACAUUGAAGCUGCUGGCACAAUAUAAAAGGAAGAACAUACAGAGUGAAUGUGAAUGUGUAAAGUUUCACCUGCAACUGAUGAUAUCUGUAUCUUAUCACAUGAUAAUUAAAACACAAAACAGUGUCAAGGUUUUUCUCCUUUUUAUGAGUUAUGGACAAGGUAGAGGGACGCAGCAGUCGGCUGGUGGUCAAGAUUCCUUUGGACACAACCGGUACGGGGGGCCCAGCCAGCCACCUGGCUAUCCUUCACGUACUGGCUAUCCUGCUCCACCUAUGGGACCACCAGCACAGCAACCCACAGGGUAUCCACCACAGCAAGACUAUUACUGUCAAGAUCCGCCUGUAUUGCAGUUACUGAAAAUUUUUAACUUCCAAACAGUCUUACCGCAAGUUCAACAGCCCACAAUUUUUCAGAUCUCUAAAAGGUUUACUGCAAUAUACUGCACAGUGCAUAACAAUAUAGUACAGCUGCUUCCCUUUGAAGUUCACUCAUUUGAGAUUUUCCAGCCCCUUUCAGAUGUAAUGGUAAUACUGGCAGGUUUCUUUAACAUUUUACGGAACAAAGUUGAAUGGUACAAAGAGAGCAAAUCAAAAGAAGGUUGUAGAGGAGCAGUGAUGAUGUCUACCAAAAUGCUGACUUUGCCUGUGGCAUUCCAAAACUCUGAGCACACCCAUUACUUAUUCAAGACUCUUACAAAUAAAUUGUCGGAUGGACUGUUGGCAGAAGAUUUUAAAAUUGGAGAGAAAAUAAGACAUAAGCUCUUUGAAAGUCACACAUUUACAUUAUCAUUACAGAUGAGAGAAGCAAAAAUGUUUACAUUUACAGUUAUUAGGACUUCAUGUCUCUUUGUAAUAUCAGCUAUCAAACUAUUCCCUUUGUCAGAUGCAGGCAACAAAUUCUCCUCCUCCCCAUCCCCCACAGACACACACACACACACUGCCACUGCCCCCUCUGGGCAUUCACUGAUAGUUUUCCGUUAUUUGAAUAAACAGUGUAAUGUACUCUGCCUUAAGGAGGACAAUAUGCCUGCAACACUUCCACCCUCGAGAUUAAUAAUACAGUAUUCUCAGUUGAAACCAACAAUAUUAUUAUCUAGUAGAUAUGAGAUCACAUUCUCACUGAUACAAAAAUGUUAUGAUUCUGAUGUACUGUUUCUAAUAAGGGGAAAGUGUGAAAAUGUACAGCACAAUUGCAGGUCAUUACCAGGAAUAAUUAGUGCAGUUAACAGCAAGGAGCUUGUGAACAUUACAACUGAAAGUAAAUACUGCCAACAGGUAUAUUCUGGUCAACAAGCAGCUACUGCAACUGGCCCAGGUGGUCAGAUGUAUCCUGGAAGCCCUCAUAGUAAAUCAAUGCCACCUCCAGCUCCACAGACCCCUAGAAGGCAUCCAGAUUUUGCAAAAGACCCACAGCAGUCUCCCUAUCCACCAUAUAGUCAACAAAGGCCUUCUAUAUACGGCUGGAGUAGUGGUAACACUCAGUAUCGGGCACAGUACCCUCCACAAGGACCUGUUCCACAAGGGCCUCCACAGUGGAACCAAAAUGCUCAACGAGCUGGUGGUCCUGAGCCUGGUCAGCCAGCUAACAGCCAGUGGGACCAGCACCGCUACCAAGCUAGUGGACAGUCACCGUAUCAGCCUCCACAACAGGCACAGAAGCAGUGGGUUCCAAGUAUGCAGACUCCUGGUAUUAAUCAAAACUCACUCCUAAGGCCACCGAUGGUUAGCCCACGUGCUCCAUUCCGACCGGAAGGAAAGCCAUAUUCGAUGCAGCAACUACCGGGUUCAAAGGCGCAGCCACCUGGGAUGAAUAAUGCGCAGGUCUACCAACAACAGAGUGCCCCAAAGCGAGAGAUCGUUUUCCCUCCAGAAAGUGUGGAAGCAAUAUUGCCUGUUUUGUAUAAACGCAAGCGAAUGACACGAGGGGAUGUAGCACCUGUAGAAGCAUGGAGGCUUAUGAUGAGUCUGCGCUCUGGCCUACUGGCAGAGAGUGCUUGGGCUCUGGAUAUUCUCAACAUCCUUUUGUUUGAUGAUAGCACAGUUGCAUAUUUUGGACUAGCCCACAUGCCAGGACUACUUGAUGUGCUGUUGGAGCAUUUCAGACGCAGUUUAGCUGACAUGUUUGACUCGCCUCUUCCAGAUUCUGGGAAGAAAUGGUUCCAGGCACCAAAGGUGGAAACACCGGAAGUGGACCUAGGGCAAGUUAGAGUGCCAGUUGAUCCUGCAGAUCACAUCACAUUAAUGAAAUCGACACCAAAUUAUACUCUUGUGACUAGAAACGGUGAGGUAGUUCGAAUUGUGAACAGAGAUAAUGAGAUUUUUGUUGUGGAUAAUCGGAAGAGCUGGGACAUUGAAGGUGACUUGGCAGAAAACUAUGAUGUGGUUCAAGACCCGUGGCAGUUGACCUCUUCAGACAUCAGUUCGACGAAGUACAUUGUGUCAUGUUUCCAAGGAGAGUUCGGUAAUGUUCCAUUUGCGAGACUGCUCGAUGACAGUAAAACUGUAGGUGCCGAAGAGGAAGAAGAUUGUCGGACAAAAGUAAGUGAAGAAGAAUCGUAUCCCAUUGAAAACUUGAGUGUAACUCCUCCUAUAGUGCUAAAAGUGGAAUGUAGUGAUGACAACGGUGUUAUUGAUAGUUCGAGCAGUGCAUCUAAUGUGAUACUUAAUGAGGAACAUUUGAUUAAAGACAGCUCCUUCGUUGAUGUGCAGGAUAGUGAUGAAGUGAAACGGACUAAAACUAUUUUGAGUGAUGUGUUUUCGCGGAUAAAAACGGAAAAUACGGAAGAAAAUUCAUUGCUGCCUGAACACUGUGUAGACCCCUUAGAGCCUCCUAAAGAAACUGUAGAAGUGAAAAAGGAAGCAAACUGUGUCGAAAGUGAGAGCAGUAGUAAUUAUGAAAGGGAGUUGCCGCAUUCUCCAAAUGUACCAAAGGAUAUUGAAACAAAGAGUGAUAAUGCUGUAUCAGAAACUAGUGACACAAAUAAUUUUAGCAGCAGUAACAUAAAAACAGAACAUACAAACAAUGACAAUAGUUCUAAUAGCAAUGAGAGUAGUAUAUUCAACAUAAGCAAAGGUGAUAACUGUAACAGCACAACACCGAAUGAAUCCAGUUGCAAUUAUAAGAUCAAAGAAGGUGUUGAAAGUGAAAUUAUUGCCAGUGAAGAAAACAGUGAAGGUAAUGAAAGUGCUGGAAAUGCUGUUGGAGGAACUAGCCUUAACAAUUGCGAAUGUUUAGAAAGCAAUGAAAGUAGUAAUGGCAACAACAGUUGUGACGAAACUGUAAAAGAACACGAAGAAAUGGAAACAGAAAUGGAACAAGAUGUGUUCCUCGAAGGUUCUGAACAUGAAGGAAAAGACAUAAACAUGGAAGAUGACUAUGGUGACGAAGCUGAAGAAAAGUCAAAAGUAACAGAUGUGAGACCAGAGAUAAAGGGAGAAAACAGGGGCGGCAUACAAAUAAGGGAUCCUGCGGGAACGUUGAAAAGAAGACGUAUGUCAGAUUAUGAAGACGAAUGUUACGCGAGAGAUGAAGCGAGCCUUUACCUUGUUACUGAUACACAGGAUGCAAAGGCAAGGCGUUGUGUUUGUCUUUCAACUAUUUUGAGGAAUCUGACAUUUGUCCCGGGCAAUGAAGCAGAGUUUGCCAAAAAUGUUACAUUCCUUGAUUUGUUGGGGAAGCUUUUACUCUUACACCACGAACAUCCUCCUCGUGCACAGAAACAGCGCAAUUAUGACCGUGAAGAAGAUGCUGACUUUGCAGAUUCUUGUAGCAGUUUACAAGGUGAGGCGGAAUGGUGGUGGGACUUCUUGCACCAUGUGCGCGAAAAUGUGUUGGUGACAGCGGCUAAUAUUGCCGGUCAUAUGGACCUCGGUCAACAUCCUGAGGAAGUGUCGCGGCCCGUAAUUGAUGGACUUCUUCACUGGGCAGUUUGUCCAGCUGCUCAUGGUCAGGACCCAUUUCCCGGAUCUUCAGGCUCGUUGUCACCCCAGCGCCUCGCACUGGAAGCUCUGUGCAAAUUGUGCGUAACAGACUCUAAUGUAGAUCUGGUUGUAGCUACGCCACCCUACUCCCGUUUGGAACGUCUGUGUGCUGUGCUGACACGACUUCUGUGCUGGUCAAAAGAGCAAGUGCUACGAGAGUUUGCAGUGAAUAUGCUGCACUACCUGGCCGCUGCGGACAGUGGUGUGGCACGUACUGUUGCACUGCAGAGCCCGUGUGUGUCCUUGCUAGUAGCAUUCAUCGAGCAGGCGGAAGCUACUGCAUUAGGGGUAGCCUAUCAGCACGGUAUCGGUGCACUUAUAGACAAUCCAGAUGCUAUGGGAACCAGUCUGGAUAUGCUGAGGCGUGCGGCUGGUACAUUACUUCAUCUGGCACGACAUCCUGAAAACCGGCCGCUCUUCCUGCAGCAAGAACAACGUCUGUUAUCCCUCGUCAUGAGCCAGAUCCUCGAUCAGCAAGUGGCAGCUGUAAUCUCCAGUGUUCUUUUCCAGUGCUCAUGGCCCUCUUCGUAG